CUCAGAAAAAAAAGAAACAAGUCCAACUAAACGCCAGGCUAUUAAUACUCCUAACUAAACUCAAAUUCCCCAAAUAAAUCAUCAUAAGAUCAUCCCAAAAACCAUUUGCUUAGGAUAGAGUGUGGAGCAGGACAGGAUCAUCUGGUUAGUCGAGAAUAGUUUAAUCCUAGCAGGCGACGAAGAAACAGACAAACACAACACAAAUAUCGUAUCCACUCAACCGUAGGCAGGCAACAAAAAUAAACGCUAGCAUACCACUGUCAGAAGAGGAGCAACUGCAGCAGUGAGAGAAGAAGCGUUCGGUGACCAUACCGUCGAAUGAUGUUAGACAUUAAGAAGACCAGAGGAUUCCAUAAGAUUCCACAGGCAUCCAAAUUACAGCCAGCAAACGGAGCAGCGUCGGUAGUAGCAACAUCGGGAGCAAGUUCAACAGAAGUGCCAUUAGCAGGAGGAUCAGCAGGAGCAGGAGCAGUAGCAACAUCAUCGUUAUCGGGACGGGGUACUGGUACUAGUCUAGCCACUCGCCUGAGGAACCCAGUGCAGGGCAAACACUCGACAGUUCCUGGAAACUCGGUGGCUGUGGGCAAGACUCACGCCGCCCUGGCGGCAGCCAAAUACGGCGGAGGCGGCGGAGUUGCAACACAGGUCCGCUCCACGCCGGCGGCCACGACGAGCACUAGCCAAUCGAAUCCAGUGCGGGCGGCCAAUCAGCGCUAUUUCCUAGUGUCCAGCUACAAGGAUCCCACAUUCCUGAAGGCCGAAUGCGAAUUGGCCCAUGCCCAGGUGACAGCCAGCAAGGUGAAGACCACGUCGCAGGCGCACCGCCGGAGUCGAGCAGGUGAGGAUUCGAGAAACAACAACCACAGCAACAACGGUAGCCGGGCAUCAACGCUGGUUGAUAUGCGUCGCACGCCCAUGUUCAAUGGCAAUCAGCAACCAACCGCCACCAGCAGCAGCAGCACCACCAUCAACAACACCACCAGCAGGAACACCACCAGCAACGGAGUGCUCAAGUACAGUGCCCGCUCCACGGCAGCGACAGCAACAGCAGCAGCAACUUCCACGUCUACCAGGAGCUACGGCAAGCUGAGGCCGCUCAAUAACAACCAAUCGACCGGUGGAGUAGCUACGAUGAAUGGCCAUACCACCACCAACAAUAACAACAACAGCAGCAACAACCUCAACAACGGCGGCAAUAACAACAUGCAACGCCAGCAACAGCAACACGAUGACAUAAGCUACAUAGACAGUGAUGAGCCGCCGACCACCGGUGGUCCAGGUGGCCCAGGUAGCGGGGUAUCCGCCGGAGGAGCCACCAAGGCGAGCAUAUGCUACUUCAAACCCAUCACUCCGCCGCUGCCGCUGCGCCACCAGCAACAUCAGUUGCAGCACCAGGACCAGCAGCAGCAGCAACCCGGCAGUUCGAAGCCAGCCAGCCAUCGCUAUCCGCGACCCAAGUCCACCAUUAUAGCCUCGGCCCACUCGAAUUUCGCAGCCAGCUAUGAGAAGUUCAGUGGUGGUGGCCAUAGGCAUACCAACGGCGAGGUGAACCCAGAAAGCAGGAACAGCAGCAAUGCCCGGCGAUAUGGCAUUGAUUCGUUGAGUAUUAAGGCCUCCAUAGAGAAGUUCAACAAUCUCAGUGGGCAGAAGAGGCAAACUCCGAGCUCUGGGGCGGGAAUGGGAGCCGGCAGUGUUGCAGGGACAGGAUCGGGAGUUGCAGUGGGAGUGGGAGUCGGAGCCGGAGCCGGCACUAGUCGCAGCAAUCAUGCCUCCCAGGCAGGCGGGAGCAGUGGCAACCUGCAGCAGCGCUACAGCAGCGACCUGGACAACAUCCGAGUGGCGGCGGGCUACAGUAGUUCCCUGACCAGAGCAGCCUAUAGGACAACGGCUACAAUGAAUAGCGUUAGCACGGCGGUGGCGGCAACAUCCGUAUUGGGGGGUCCUAUAGGCGGAGGAGGAGCUGCCGUCACGGCAGUGGUAUCGCCCAUCAACAAGGUGUCGGUGCGGGGAGCCCACAGCGGCCGGCAGGCAAACGAAUGCGAGAGCCUGGCCACAAUCACCAAGGUAAACAACGAUGCAGCAGCAGCAGCAGCAACGCCCAAUGUUGCCAGUGCAACAGCAGCAACACCACAAACACCAGCCACGUCUUCCGUCUCCACAGCCACAGCCACAGUCACCGCCACAGCCUCAAGCUCCGCCAGUGAUAGUACGACGGCGCGAAGCGGCACUGGGAGCAUCAGCAGUGCCCGGAGCGUCCUGCCGCCCAUGACGCCCACUUCGAGUCGCUACUAUGAUCGGGAUCGGGACAGCGGCACCAGCCGCAGCAGCGUCAGCACCUCCUCCACCCUCAACUCGUCAUCACUGAAGCACAACUCGGAUGAUGGCUACAAGAGCGCCUCCUCGUCGCGGGAUGAGAAAUCGGAGGGUCUGUGCGGACUGCGAAACAUCGGGAACACUUGCUUCAUGAACUCGGUCAUCCAGUGCCUGAGCCACACCCAGGAGCUGACCCGCUUCCUGCGUUCGCACCAUGGCUCUCGCACGUCCUCCACCAAGGAUCAGCAGAUACUCCAUGAAUUUGCCAAACUCAUCCAGGAGAUGUGGACCUCGAACGUGCACACGGUGACGCCCAUGGAGCUGAAACGGGCCUUCUCCACCAAGCACCGCAUGUACAGCGACUAUAACCAACAGGAUGCGCAGGAGUUCCUGCGCUUCUUCCUCGACUCGCUGCACUCGGCCCUCAACUCGGGCGUCAAGGGUGAGACGCUCAGCAUUGACGAUAAUCUGAGUGACAAUAAGAAGGCGGACCUGACCUGGGAGUGGUAUACGCGGCACGAGAACUCGCUGGUCCGCGACCUCUUCGUGGGUCAGCUGAAGAGCACGCUGAAGUGCACCACCUGCGGCAACACCAGCGUUACCUUCGAUCCGUUCUGGGAUCUGAGCGUGCCGCUGCCAUCCUCGUCGCGCUGCAAACUGGAGGCCUGCCUCGACCUCUUUAUCCGCGAGGAGGUCCUUGACGGCGACGAGAUGCCCACGUGCGCCAAGUGCAAAACGCGGCGGAAAUGCACCAAGAGCUUCACCAUACAGCGUUUCCCAAAAUACCUGGUUAUACACCUAAAACGCUUUUCGGAAACGCGCUGGAGCAAGCUGUCGAAUAUCGUUGAGUUCCCCACAUCGGAUAGCGAGCUCAACAUGGGCUCCUAUGGCGCCAACUCCAACUCGAAUGUGCAUUACUCGCUCUAUGCGAUAUCCAAUCAUAUGGGCUCAACGGCUGGCGGUCAUUAUGUGGCACUCUGCAAGCAUCCCGUCUCCCGCAAGUGGCACGAGUUCAAUGAUAAUAUCGUCAGCGAUGCCUUGUCCGAAAACCAUCUCGUUUCAUCCAGUGCCUAUAUACUUUUCUACGAGCGUGCGUAAGACCUAAUCCGUGCGCUACGGCCACCGUAAAGAGUUGUAGUUAGUUUUGCUUUGCUUUUAAAUUGAGUUGAAGUAAGUAAAUUGGAAUACAUGCAGUAA
Messenger RNA from Drosophila rhopaloa, 3510 nucleotides. It is a transcript of the gene Usp2, whose product is annotated as ubiquitin carboxyl-terminal hydrolase Usp2. Bases 319 to 3411 code for a protein of 1030 amino acids. Gene Ontology annotation, cellular component: cytoplasm. The record is from RefSeq and is a predicted model, not a curated record. Lineage: Eukaryota; Metazoa; Arthropoda; Insecta; Diptera; Drosophilidae. Gene Ontology annotation, molecular function: cysteine-type deubiquitinase activity. The transcript has 8 exons. Gene Ontology annotation, biological process: protein deubiquitination.